AUUUACAGAUAUGUUGAGGUCGUCAGGUGAAGAUCGGUCUGGUGGUUCCCAGGGCACGUUGAGCAGGGUGACCAGCAAUGCAGAAAAUAUUUAGGGAAAACUAAGUUCUACUUCACUCUGAGUUGUAAAAGAAAUCAAAACUCCUCUUUCUGUGCCUUUUGUUUUAUCACUGUUUUGUAUUUAACAGCCCAGAACUGUACAGUCUACAGUCAGGCUCCAUUAACCAAGUAAGCUAGCACUAGGUAUCCUGUGUUGGUGUGUGCCCUACGGCCAUACACUUGACUUAUUAUUAUUAAAAAAAAUUGUUUUGUUAAAUAUUUACUACAGAUGCCCCAGUCAGUGUUUCCUCACAAUCGUCUGUCUUAAGUCUUAUCGGAUAUUUAGAUUUUCCUUCGCAACACAGUGCAAUUAGAAAUGCUGUUGUGUUGUACGUGUGUAUGAAAGCUGAAUAGGGAAAUAAGAAAAUCCAGUCUACUCUACAUUUCAAUUUCUUUCACUUUGUUUUUGUUGUGUUUUUCGAAUUGUAGUUUUUAACAAGAUUGAAAUCGUUUCUGUACAUGAACAAUGUAUUGAAAGUCAGAGGCAGAUUUCACAAACAUUCCUGAUACAAUAUGAGUUGGUAACUAAACAGGAUUUUAGUAUCUUUUACUCAAAUAAUCUUUUAGUCUUUAAAAUGCAUGUCAAUAUAUUUGGCCAAUCAGAUGGUGCCCUGCUACCCUAGAUAAUAAAGUGCAGAUAUUCAAGUAACAGCGCACACGCAUACACACACACACUGACUCUCUCUCACACAGACACAUGUAGACUCAGACUGGGUAAAAAAUAAGAGCCAGAAACAGGGCGCGCUCGGUUUGGCUUGAUGCGGUAGGCAAAGUGCACAGCGCAAAUUAUGGCGAUGCAAAGAGGAGCAGAAAUUUACUGACAUAGCUUUAAAAAAACUGUUGAAAUAAUAACUAAAUUCACAUGUAUGAAAAGAACCAAAAUGAACACUGUAAGUGGACUCAGUAUAGCUGUGCAUGGCUUCCUGCAUGUUUUCCCCGGACUUGGUGGCGCUGCGGCCGGGCUGUACACCUUCUCCCUCUGCCUUGGAGCUGUCCCUGGUCCCUGCGUCCCGUCGACACCGCUGGACAGGAGCGCUACAGGACGAUCACCACAGCUUAUUACAGGGGAGCCAUGGGCUUCAUCCUCAUGUAUGACAUCACCAACGAGGAAUCCUUCAACGCUGUGCAAGACUGGUCGACUCAGAUCAAGACCUACUCAUGGGACAAUGCUCAGGUGCUCCUGGUGGGGAACAAGUGUGACAUGGAUGAUGAACGGGUGGUGGCUGCAGAGAGGGGCCAGCAGCUGUCAGAGCAGCUCGGUUUCGAGUACUUUGAAGUGAGCGCCAAAGACAACGUAAACGUGAAGCAGACUUUCGAGCGGCUGGUGGACAUCAUCUGUGAGAGGAUGUCAGAGAGUCUGGACAACAACGACCCGUCUGUCACUGGAAAUAAACAGGGGCCGCAGCUCAGCGAGCAGCCUCAGAGGUCCAGUCAGGAUUGUGCUUGCUAAACACAACUAAACACACACACAAAAAAAAACGCACACUCAGAUUGCUAUCCUGAAAACCAAACACCUUAUUUUUCAGUUUCUCUUUUGCUUUCUCUUUAUUUCUGAUAAGCUCACACACAAAUCACACACACACACACAAGCACUGCCAUACAGAGUCACACAACCUGGCUGCUUCAAUUCUCCACCCCUCUCACUACAUGAAGAGCACCGGCCACAUGAGUCCGCUUUCUCUAGGGGGAAAGUGUUUUCUGAGAUGCUGUCCGAAGGUUUUUGUUCAUUAAAUGUGGUAAUUUAGUCAAAGGGGUGAAGAAAGUUCAACAAAGGUUUCAACAAUCCUGUAUACACACAUACAUACACACACACACGCAUGCGCACGCGCGCGUUCACAAGGCUGAGACUCCAUCAUUCCCUAUUGACGUGUCUGAAAUGGGGGUUUAUCUUUAAAAGGUCCUGAGGGGAAAGAUAUUGUCCUCCAGGUCCCACUCAGUUCCAAACGCCUCAAACCUGAAUGGAUUAAAAAAAAAGUCAUUGGCCGACGUUUAACUUCUAGUCCCAUUGAGAAUAUAUGUUUAUUGCCGUGAAUAGAGUUGAUGUUUCUGUUGAAAGUAUUUUGUGUUGGUUGGGUUUGCUUUUUGGAGCAUGUGAAAUCUCUCGUCCUUCCCAGUGUUGAGUUUCUACGGAGAGUUGUGGUCCAAGUCUGACAUCCAAACGGGGUCAUUUUGAAAGUUUACUUUUUUUGUUGAAACCUUUGUUAAUUUUAGGGCUGAAUGCAAAAAAUUCCUGCAUAUCAAUUUGUUAGUCAUGUUGCAUUGUUAUAGGAUCCAUUCUGGGCCCCUUCUUAGAUUUUUAAAAACUUUUUAAAACCAGUUAUGGUCCAAUGUAAAAAGCUGCAUAGCCUCUGUAGCUGCUAGAUUUUUAAUUUCUAGUUCUUUUUUUUUUUUUUUACUUUUCUUACUAUUUUUAAGAGGAUAAGGGACCUUCAUCACAAAGGGAAGAGUGUAUAAAUGUUUCAAAGUGAAUAGAUGUGCAUUGCGAAAUGCAUAUAUAAUAUAUAUACAUAUAUAUUAACAUAUUAUACAAAUCUGAAUGAUUUAGGAUAUUGGAUUCCUUCCUGUUCUUUAGUGCGAGGUGCAUGUGGUUUGUUUUGAACCAGUGAUGGUUGCCUGGAUGCUUGUCUGAGUCACUGGCUGAAUUUAAAACCCAUCUCUGACACUUUCAGCACCAAAUGGGGGCUCUGGGUUUCUCUUGUUAAGCCCACGGCCCCUUCUCAUUAUAUUAACUUUCAUCCAUCCACCACUCACUGGAGAGGAAUGAGACUCGUGUGAGUCCCACAGAGCUGCCACCUCCAUCCCCUUCCAGAGAGUCUCUUACAGACUGUAAUCAUGAAUGCUGUCUUCAUCUUUAUUUUGGAGGGAACAUGUUUUUUUGUUUAAAUCACGAUUGAUGUCAAAUUAUCAGUUUCAUUUGUCUGUCUGAUGCGAAGGUGAGGGAUUUGUCUGCUCGUGUUCAACACUCUUCAGUAAAUCAUGCGUUCACAGAUGUGCUGAGGCAUGUGGAAGCAUUUCAAGUUAUUCCAAAAUAUAACUUAUUUAUUUUGUAUUAUUUAUAACGUAAUUUAUUUUUAAGAUAGUGUACUGCCUAGAUUAUGCAUCGCUUUCUGCACUUGACUUCUUUAUGAGAUGUUCAAUAGUACUCGAUCGCUUAAACGGUUCCAGCUUUGACAUGAGAAGGAGUAUAUUUGUGUUUACAGUGAGUACAACUUGACAUGCUUCCUCAAGAGGAAAAUUCAACAUUCCAGUGUAAAAGCCUCUUUAUCAUGUCCACGAGGCUUCGGAGGCAAGUCUGUUUGUCUUUUGAUAUCAGUUAUGUAACUUUUAAGGCUUGCCGGUAUAGGAGCCGACUGUUUCUCGCAGAUGAUUAGCAGUCGUGACUCUCCACGCCCAAAUGUGAGCGGUGUACAACCCUGCAGAAGGUUUACUGUCCUGCCCUGUACCUGGGUGUGUGUAUGUACAGUUUGUAUAAAGGCGGUGGUAAUAUUUGUUCUCUCCAAAGAGCUCUUGACAAACACAGUGGGAGCCAAAAAGAGUGCGUGUGGUUACACAUUGUUUGACUUGUACUGACAAACUUGUGCUUUUCCUACUCGGCAGUAGCUUCAAAGAGAGGACGAUGUUUUAGGAAGUUAACAGAAAACGCUCAACCUUUUAUUCAAAAAGUGACGGUUCUCACUGCAUUGGUUCACUUUUGACUUGUCUGUUGAUUAUUUUUGUUUUGUUCCUUUGAAUGUUAUGUUUUGCUACAGCUGUAAACUUGGCGGUGACUUACGCAUCGAUCCCGUCCUCCUCUUCCUCUUCCUCCUCUUCCUCCUCCUCCACCUCUCCCUGUCAUCAGUAACCUCUGUAAAUAGAACUUUUUUCUGACCGUCGGGUAUUAGUUGUGUGAAUUGUGCUGUAAUUCUGUAAUGCCAGAUUUGCUGUAAAUGAGGAAUCAAUAAACAAAAUUUUAAAUGCUGG
Platichthys flesus (European flounder) is the source of this 4058-nucleotide messenger RNA. RefSeq names its product RAB3A, member RAS oncogene family, a (gene rab3aa). NCBI's taxonomy places the organism in Eukaryota, Metazoa, Chordata, Actinopteri, Pleuronectiformes, Pleuronectidae. Gene Ontology annotation, molecular function: GTPase activity; GTP binding. The record is from RefSeq and is a predicted model, not a curated record. Gene Ontology annotation, cellular component: synaptic vesicle membrane; synaptic vesicle; endosome. Gene Ontology annotation, biological process: regulation of exocytosis; protein secretion; axonogenesis. The transcript is spliced from 4 exons. Bases 961 to 1548 code for a protein of 195 amino acids.